AUGAAAAUACCAGAUAUAUCAACUGAUGAAACACGAUACAAGGUUCUAGAACAGAUAAACAAUUUUCUUGAAUCUAUGGGAAGAGAUAUUAACUCAUAUGCCCUGGUUCCAUAUCCUUUAAAUUUUAAUGAUCUCAACAAGAGCACGAGGGACACAAUAGCAGAGACAAGAAUCACUGUGCUAGAGUCUGAUCUGCAAAAAAUUGAUCUAUUAAACAAUGAUCAGAAAAUUGCCUUUGAUAUAAUCACUCAUGCAGUCUUCCAAAAGAAACAUGGAUGCUUUUUUGUUGAUGGUCCAGGUGGAACCGGAAAAACUUUCCUUUAUCGAGCAUUAUUAGCUGAGGCAAGAUCCAAAGGAUUCAUUGCGCUGGCUACAGCAUCAUGCGGAGUAGCAGCUUCAAUAUUGCCCGGUGGGAGAACAGCUCACUCAAGAUUUAACAUACCAUUAGAUACAACAAAAAAUAAGAAUUGCAGAAUCAGCAAGCAAAGUUCGUCGGCAGAACUUCUGCAAAAAGCCAGUCUUAUAAUUUGGGAUGAAGCUCCGAUGAUAAAUAAAGGUUCAAUAGAAGCUGUUGAUAGAUUACUCCAAGAUCUAAUGGACUCAAACGCCUUAUUUGGAUCUAAAGUGAUCGUUUUCGGAGGAGAUUUUCGAUAG
This is a messenger RNA of Coffea eugenioides, 654 nucleotides long. RefSeq lists its product as uncharacterized. The record is from RefSeq and is a predicted model, not a curated record. Gene Ontology annotation, molecular function: DNA helicase activity. Lineage: Eukaryota; Viridiplantae; Streptophyta; Magnoliopsida; Gentianales; Rubiaceae. Gene Ontology annotation, biological process: telomere maintenance; DNA repair. The transcript has a single exon. The coding region runs from base 1 to 654 and encodes 217 amino acids.